AUGGCUGAGGUCCAGAAGGUUUCCCUAUUGACCGAGUCGAAGGCCUUAACACUCAUAUCCAACCUCAGCUGCCCCCAACCCGCCACCCGACCCGCCACCCCAACCAGUCGCACCAACCAGUCGCCCCAACCAGUCGCUCCAACCAGUUACCCCAACCAGUCGCCCCAACCAGUCGCCCCAACCAGUCGCUCCAACCUUUCGCCCCAACCAGUCGCUCCAUCCAGUCGCUCCAACCAAUCGCCCCAACCAGUCGCUCCAUCCAGUCGCUCCAACCAUUCGCCCCAACCAGUCGCUCCAACCAGUCACCCCAACCAGUCGCCCCAACCAGUCGCCCCAACCAGUCGCUCCAACCAAUCGCCCCAACCAGUCGCUCCAUCCAGUCGCCCAACCAGUCGCCCCAACCAGUCGCUCCAACCAAUCGCCCAACCAGUCGCUCCAUCCAGUCGCUCCAACCAGUCGCCCCAACCAGUCGCUCCAACCAAUCGCCCCAACCAGUCACCCCAACCAGUCGCCUCAACCAGUCGCCCCAUCCAGUCGCUCCAACCAGUCGCCCCAACCAGUCGCUCCAACCAAUCGCCCCAACCAGUCGCUCCAUCCAGUCGCUCCAACCAGUCGCCCCAACCAGUCGCUCCAACCAAUCGCCCCAACCAGUCACCCCAACCGGUCGCCUCAACCAGUCGCCCCAACCAGUCGCCCCAACCAGUCGCUCCAUCCAGUCGCUCCAACCAAUCGCCCCAACCAGUCGCUCCAUCCAGUCGCUCCAACCAGUCGCCCCAACCAGUCGCUCCAACCAAUCGCCCCAACCAGUCACCCCAACCAGUCGCUCCAACCAGUCGCCCCAACCAGUCGCUCCAACCAAUCGCUCCAACCAGUCGCUCCAACCAGUCACCAAGAACCACGAGAAAGGAAGAAUCAAACCAAUUGAAAGAGGACAUAGACAAAAAAUAA
Molecule: messenger RNA, 948 nt
Organism: Homarus americanus (American lobster)
Lineage: Eukaryota; Metazoa; Arthropoda; Malacostraca; Decapoda; Nephropidae
Product: vegetative cell wall protein gp1-like
Exons: 2
Coding region: 1-948 (315 amino acids)
Source: RefSeq, a predicted model, not a curated record